Fomitopsis serialis is the source of this 658-nucleotide messenger RNA. RefSeq lists its product as uncharacterized. Bases 77 to 556 code for a protein of 159 amino acids. The transcript is spliced from 4 exons. The record is from RefSeq and is a predicted model, not a curated record. Lineage: Eukaryota; Fungi; Basidiomycota; Agaricomycetes; Polyporales; Fomitopsidaceae.
CGGUUACUAUGGGUGCAAUACAUUCGAAGACAAAGACGAGCUCCAGGAGGCUAUACAGUGGCUCAAAGAGGAAGGGAUGUAUCAUUAUCCCUGUGAUCCGAAGGCUCGCACUUUUGACGGUGGCAAACCGUACCUUCAUCCGAUCAUUGAGUCGGCAUUCAAGCAAACAUUGUUUUACAAGAGGCGGAGCUUCGGCAACGCUCACUGCCUGGAUCUGUUCGAAUCAUCCCUUCCUGAAAAGCCUGAUGAGAAGGAACUGCCGACAGGCGCAGUAGCUCUCAUUGCGACUGCGGUUUACGCAUCCUUGAAUGACUGGUCAUCGGGUGAACAGUCGGUCUCGAACUUCGAUGGUGAAAGCUUUACCAAUGUCUAUGCUCUGCACACUCAAGUGCUGGAGACCAUCAAGAAGAAGAAUGCGAAGAAAUACCAUGUCCUGAUGCAUGGUCUUCUCAACAGGAUCAUCGGCGUCAAAGCAAAGGUUAAGAAUGAGAAGACUACGGCGGUCGAGAAGGCAUUACGCCUCGUUGAUGUGGAUGCUAUGGCGGACUCGGAUUGACUCGGACUCUCGGAUUGACUCGGACUCGGACUCGUUCAUUGAUCUCCUACUAUACAACCACUUUUAAUGUCAUGAUGGUGCCCAUUGGCAUCUCUGCAACGG